ACAGAAAGUGAGUUUCAAACGCCAACUUUCUGUCUCUUAACGAUCGUCGGGACAGAACACGAGCUUUUUGGAUCGGAUCAGAUUGGAGGGCGCAGUUUGUCUCAUAAAAGUGGCAAUAAGUCCCAAGUUUUCCUCCCCAGUGGUGGAAGAUUAACUUUAAAGUCGUCGGCGUUUUUUUUACGAGCUGCGUGAUCUCGUUUUGUCCUCCUCUUUUUAUUUAUGUCCGAGCCCCGUCAGAGAGCGGAGCAGAGAGAGGGAGAGAGGGGACGGACUUGGAGGUAAAGUCGGAGCUGCCAGAUGCUUCAGUAAACAGAGAUCCGCAGAAACAACAAACGUCGCACAACGGUGUGAAAAAAAGCACCAAAAAAAGCAACAUGGGCAAGAAAGUAUGUGGAACCAACUACCCAACCAGCAUCUGCUUCAUAGUGGUGAAUGAGUUCUGUGAACGUUUCUCCUACUAUGGCAUGAAAGCGGUGUUGACGCUGUACUUCCUCAGCUACCUGAAGUGGGAUAAGAACCUCUCCACCGCCGUCUACCAUGCCUUCAGCGGCCUCUGCUACUUCACUCCCAUCCUGGGAGCCGUCAUCGCCGACUCCUGGCUCGGAAAAUUCAAGACCAUCAUCUACCUGUCCAUCGUUUACGUGAUCGGCCAUGUGGUUAAGUCUGUGGGAGCCAUUCCCACUGUGGGAAACACCGAUGUGCACAUCGGUCUGUCCAUGUUUGGCCUGAUCCUCAUCGCGUUGGGCACCGGAGGAAUCAAACCGUGUGUAGCAGCGUUUGGAGGGGACCAGUUCGAGGAAGAACACAUAAAGGAAAGACAGAAAUUCUUCUCAAUUUUCUACAUGUCGAUCAACGCCGGGAGCGUCUUGUCGACGCUGAUAACGCCCAUCCUCAGAGGUGACGUGAAGUGUUUCGGUGACGACUGCUACGCCCUGGCCUUUGGCGUUCCUGCGGCUUUGAUGGUCGUGGCUCUGGCUGUGUUCAUAUUUGGCAGCGGUAUGUACAAGAAGACGCCGCCUCAGGGAAACGUCCUCGGGGAAGUCUGCAAAUGUAUCGGCUUUGCCAUCAAAAACCGCUGGAACAGCUCAAAAGAUGACGUCAAGAGGAAGCACUGGUUGGACUGGGCCGAAGACAAGUACUCGAAGCGACUGAUUCAGGAGAUCAAGAUGGUUCUGCGGGUUCUGGUGCUCUACAUCCCCCUGCCAAUGUUCUGGGCUCUGUUUGACCAGCAGGGUUCCCGCUGGACUCUCCAAGCCACACGGAUGAACAUGGCUUUUGGAGAAUCCUUCACAAUUAAGCCCGACCAGAUGCAGAUGCUGAACGCGCUGCUGAUUCUCGUCUUCGUACCCAUCUUUGACCUCAUCAUCUAUCCGCUCGUCGGCCUCUGCAGAAUCAAAAUCACGCCUCUGAGGAAAAUGGCCACAGGGAUGAUCUUUGCAGCUCUCGCCUUUGGCGCAGCCACCCUGGUGGAAAUCAAUGUUGUGAAAACUGUGGUGGAACCUGCACCCGCUGAGCAGAGCCUGCUGCAGGUCUUCAACCUGGCAAACGGGACCGUUGGCGUGAAGGUCGCCGGCGGCAACCCGUUUCAAAACCCCAUCAGAGAACUUCAGGACCCCUCGACAUACGAGCCUCUCCCCCUGGGGGCCCCCAACAAGGAACUGAGUAUUGAUGUCACAUUUACAGGAAGGUCGUAUUCUUGCCGCCAUGAAUUUGAAGAACGAAAGGCUUACAGUCUCAUCGUGCACCAGAAAGCUCCUGGCAUCGAGUGCAAACUUGUGGAAGACUACAUCAUCAAAAAUGAAGAUGGGAACCCUAAUGUGCGCUUCUUCAACACAUUGCCAGAAGCCAUGAACAUAACUGUGGGAGAAACGGAGUUUUACGUGCCCCCGGACUACAGCAUGUCUGCAAACAGCGCCGUGAAUCGGGGAUUCUACCCGGCAGUCCGCUGCAACCACCAGUCAAAGAAGAGUGAGAAUCUCAACCUGGGCCUGCUGGACUUUGGAGCUUCUUACACGUUCAUCCUCAGGGAGAAAGAUGGUAAAAUUGUGGCUGAAAAGAUGGAGGAUGUGAAAGCCAACAACGUGCACAUUGCCUGGCAGAUCCCGCAGUACGCCCUCAUCACAGCAGGAGAGGUCAUGUUCUCCAUCACAGGCUUGGAGUUCUCCUACUCACAGGCUCCGAACAACAUGAAGUCGGUGCUGCAGGCCGGCUGGCUGCUCACGGUCGCGUUCGGAAACGUGAUCGUUCUGAUUGUGGCCGAGGGGGCGGGACUGGAGCAGUGGAAAGAGUUCCUGCUGUUCGGCGGCCUCCUGCUGGGUGUCUGCAUCAUCUUCUCCUUCAUGGCCUACUUCUACGCUUACGUCGACCCCGAACAGCUGAGCAAAAUGUACGCCGGAGACUCGGGGAAGAAGAAGGAGUGUGAGGAAGAGGAGGACGACUGCGACAACAUGAAGAAGAAGGAGAAACGUGACGUCAUACCCCUGACCGAAAAAGGAAGGAGCACCAAACUGUGAUUUUUGCGACACAGGAAAUAGUUGUUUAAUUUGUUUAAUUUUUUUUUCAGGAAUUUCUUGGUUAUUAGACACUAAAGGUUCAAUACUGAUGACAUUGUUAAUAUAUAUACAUAAUCUGUGAAAUCUUUCAACAGCCUACUCAAUCUUGAGCUUGUAAUCACACAGGAAGCCACUGGAACAGCUCAUGUAUGUGUAAUAAUGUUUACCAGAUGCAGUGAUUUUUAUUUUUUUCCCCUCUGAUUGACAGUGUUUAACUUUAUAAUCUGUAUACGUUUGCUGCUUACUUUGUCGCACAGUGAAAUUCAUGAAAUUAUGUGGUUUACAAUCGGUUUCUGAAACAAUACUCGACAGCAAAAGAAACUUCACAUCGACACUUUUUUUUCUUUUCUUAAGCUAAAUUACAGUUUCUUCAGACUGGACUGUAAUAUAUGAUCACAUUUACUGUAAGUAUUAUGAGAUGGCAGAUCAGGAAAACAUCUGCUGUCCAUCUAGCUUCUUCUCUGCCAUGGUCCUUUAUGUUCAUGCUGUCUUGAUUUACCGGGAGACUGUAAUUCUGGCAUUAAUAUGACCACUAUAGCAACAUCGUUCUUCUUCUGUGGUGUCGUAAUCUCGUGUGUUGUGCCAAAACCAAAGCUAUAGACUUAAUCCGUCAGGUUUCGUGACCGUCUUUUGUUUUCCCAUUCAGGGAAAAACUAAUCAGGCUGCUCCCAAUAAACCUCUGUAAA
Xiphophorus couchianus (Monterrey platyfish) is the source of this 3238-nucleotide messenger RNA. RefSeq names its product solute carrier family 15 member 2 (gene slc15a2). Lineage: Eukaryota; Metazoa; Chordata; Actinopteri; Cyprinodontiformes; Poeciliidae. Gene Ontology annotation, biological process: transmembrane transport; oligopeptide transport. Gene Ontology annotation, molecular function: oligopeptide transmembrane transporter activity. The transcript has 22 exons. The record is from RefSeq and is a predicted model, not a curated record. Gene Ontology annotation, cellular component: membrane. The coding region runs from base 375 to 2513 and encodes 712 amino acids.